Messenger RNA from Argentina anserina (silverweed cinquefoil), 659 nucleotides. RefSeq names its product DNA replication complex GINS protein PSF3-like. Gene Ontology annotation, biological process: mitotic DNA replication initiation. Gene Ontology annotation, cellular component: GINS complex. Lineage: Eukaryota; Viridiplantae; Streptophyta; Magnoliopsida; Rosales; Rosaceae. The record is from RefSeq and is a predicted model, not a curated record. Bases 75 to 632 code for a protein of 185 amino acids. The transcript is spliced from 7 exons.
UAUUCAGGAAUUUGUCUUGGAGAGAUGCAAGGAAGAUUUUGAGGACCCUGCAAGUGGAACUUUUUGUUGGUAUAAUGGGAAAUUACUAUGACAUUGACGAUAUUCUUGCCGAGGAAGAGCUUGUGUCGGCCGUUUUCCAGAAAGGGGCAAAUGGGGUUGGGAUUGAUCCUAGUGCUGAUGCCUAUGGUGUUGAACCAGGUUCAAAAGUCAAGCUGCCGUUUUGGCUUGCUUACGAAUUACACGUCCGACAAGUAGUAACGAUGAAGCUUCCUGCGUGUUUCAGUCAACAAACAAGGCUAGAACUGGGGGCUGACGGUAAAGCUGUGAACUUGAGAUCUCGAUGUUUAUACUUCUAUGAAUUUGGAUGCAAGAUAGCACCACUGGUUGGGGACAGAGAUAUGGGGUCAUUCCUAUUAUCUGCAUUUAGGAACAGGUACCAGGAAGUCCUGGCCAAGGCACAUUCUGCAGCAUAUACAGCAGCUUCAAAACUCUUGACGCUCCUAACAAAAGAAGAAAUCAACUUAUAUGAAGCGGCUCAAUCCUCCAUGGCAGCCUUUAAGAAGUGGCGGAUGGGUGGCCCUAGAUUACAGAGAGCUAACGUACUUGGGAGGAAGAGGAAAUCAACUGACUAGUUGAAAUAUUGAAAUAUUUACUCUGCU